Pezoporus flaviventris is the source of this 1970-nucleotide messenger RNA. RefSeq names its product N-acylsphingosine amidohydrolase 1 (gene ASAH1). NCBI's taxonomy places the organism in Eukaryota, Metazoa, Chordata, Aves, Psittaciformes, Psittacidae. Gene Ontology annotation, cellular component: lysosome. The transcript has 14 exons. The record is from RefSeq and is a predicted model, not a curated record. Gene Ontology annotation, molecular function: fatty acid amide hydrolase activity; N-acylsphingosine amidohydrolase activity. Gene Ontology annotation, biological process: fatty acid metabolic process. The coding region runs from base 60 to 1247 and encodes 395 amino acids.
CGGGGCCGUGUCAUGCGGGCCGCAGCACCGGGAAGUGCGGAGCCGAGCCGGGAAGCAGGAUGGUGGGCUGGGACUGGGCGCUGCUGUGCACCGCCGCGCUCCUUGUGGUGGCGGAGCUCGUCUGGGCGCCGGACCCGUAUGGAGAAGAAUGCAGGACUAAAACAUACCCUCCUUCAGGGCCAACGUUCAAAGGGAACAUACCCACGUAUGUCAUAAAUCUUGAUUUACCUCCCAGCAAAAGAUGGGAUAACUUGAUGCGCGACAAAAAGACAGAGCUGAAGACUGUGGUCCAGAAUAUUAAAGAUAUAGCAAAUACCUUCUUCCCCAGUGGCAAAGUUGUUGACAUAGUGGAUAAGAAAAUAGUUCACCUGACAGCCACACUUCCUUAUCCUUUCAAUGAAGAACUUACAGGGAUUGCAAAUUCAUCUGGGAUUCCUUUGGGGGAAAUUGUUAUUUUUAACAUCUUUUAUGAAAUUUUUACUGUAUGUACAUCAAUAGUGGCGGAAGAUAAAACAGGGAAGCUGUACCAUGCCAGAAACUUGGAUUUUGGGCUUUUUCUUGGGUGGGAUGUUAAAAAUAACUCCUGGACUUUAACUCGGGAACUGAAGCCCAUAGUGGUGAACUUGGACUUCCAGAGAAACAACAAAACAGUAUUCAAAUCUACAAAUUUUGCAGGAUACAUAGGCAUGGUGUCUGGAGUCAAACCAGACUUGUUCACUCUGACAAUGAAUGAGCGUUUCAGUCUUGAUGGUGGUUAUGUUGGAAUCUUCGAAUGGUUUCUUGGUAGAAGAGAUGGUAUGUGGAUGGGCUUUCUUACAAGAGCAAUACUAGAGAAUGCUACAAGUUACCAGGAUGCAAAAGACAAACUGGCAAAAACAAGACUGCUGGCUCCAGCUUACUUUAUACUGGGUGGAAAAAAUUCAGGAGAAGGGUGUGUGAUAACUCGUUCCAGGACAGCCACUCUGGAUAUCUGGGACCUUGAUAUCCAGAAAGGUACGUGGUACGUCUUAGAAACAAACUACGAUCGCUGGAAGCCUCCACUGAUCUUGGAUAAUCGCAGAACACCUGCAAUGAAAUGCCUGAACCAGACAACACAAGAGAACCUCUCCUUACCAGCAAUUUAUGAUGUUCUUUCUACAAAGCCUGUCCUCAACAAGCUGACUGUGUGCACAACACUGAUGGAGGUGGAUAAUGGCCAUACAGAGACUUACCUGCGGGAGUGCCCAGAUCCCUGUAGCCCUUGGUAGUCCUCUACCUUUCCUAUGUUGGAAGCUGCUUGUCAGAGUUGGAGGUCAUCCAAGAAAAAAUAAUUUUGGAAAAAGGUUCCUCAAACUCCUCUCUUCAGAAAUCUAAUGGCUACAUAGAAAUGUCAAUGAGCUUCUAACAGUGGGGGCCCCACUGUCACAGUGGACUUUCCUGCUUUCUGACCAGCCAUUGUGCUGACAAGAAAUGUAUACUAAUGAAUGUCUGGUUUGAUUUCAGCCAUUUCUGACAAAUGAGUUUAGCAGCUGGCUCUAGAUCUCUUCAGUCUUGGCAGUGUUCUUUGUUUGGUUUGUUGUUGCUUGUGGGUUUGUUAUUUUUUCUUAUUUGGUUGGGGUUUUUAGACUUCCAAAGCACACAGGAGUUAAAAUUGCACUUAUCAAGCAUGAAAAAUACUGGGUAUAAGAAGGCCAUCUGGGAGGAAUGAAUAACAGAACUGUACCCUAAACACCCUAAACACAUUAAGGUGAAUUGCUAGUGUUCUCCAGUGUAAGGAGAUUUCAGAGAUAACCUGUUAUAAAAUAACCUACCAGGUGUCAUACCUACGCACAGAAAUGAGGUCUUAGGGCAAUACCUAAAAUGAGAUCCGAGCCAAAAAAAUGUCUUUUCACUAAUGUAAAGAUACUCUGCUGAAGCUCUUUCUUGGCCCAGUAACAAUUUUUUAAUACAGAUUAUUCUGUUGUCUCAAAAAAAUAAAUACUAAUACAGUA